This is a messenger RNA of Lodderomyces margitis, 1575 nucleotides long. RefSeq lists its product as uncharacterized. Bases 1 to 1575 code for a protein of 524 amino acids. Gene Ontology annotation, cellular component: membrane. The record is from RefSeq and is a predicted model, not a curated record. Lineage: Eukaryota; Fungi; Ascomycota; Pichiomycetes; Serinales; Debaryomycetaceae. The transcript has 2 exons. Gene Ontology annotation, molecular function: transmembrane transporter activity. Gene Ontology annotation, biological process: transmembrane transport.
AUGGCACAACUAUCAUCACAAGGUAACAAUGCCAUUAUCUACCUUACUUAUAUCUUCAUGUUGGCCACAGGUCUAUUCCUAGCCUGGAAAUUUGCCUCAAAGAGUGAUUUCCUUUCUUCGAAUGGAACGCAAAGAGGUAUCCCGUUGGCGUUGAACUUUAUCGCUUCAGCCAUGGGUGUUGGUAUCAUUGCUACUUAUGCCGAAAUUGCAAACAUUGCCGGGUUGCAUGGAUUACUCGUGUACACCCUUUGUGGGUCCAUUCCUAUUGUCGGAUUUGCCGUAUUUGGUCCUAUUAUCAGAAAAAAGUGCCCUGAUGGAUUCAUUUUGACUGAAUGGGUAAGGCAUAGAUUCGGAAUAGUUACAGCGUUGUAUUUGUCGUUUUUCACUUGUUUGACAAUGUUUUUAUUCAUGAUUGGUGAAUUGUCGGCAAUUAGAAGUGCUAUUACAGCAUUGACUGGGUUGAAUGCGUUGGGUGCUGUCAUUGUUGAAUGUGCAGUAACGACAAUCUAUACAUUUUUUGGUGGAUUCAGAGUUAGUUUCAUCACCGACAACUUCCAAGGUGCUUGUGUUUUAAUUUUGGUGAUCAUUUGUGCUUGUGGAAUGGGAUCUUACAUCGACAUUGAUACAUCAAAAGUGGGUCCUUCGGGUUUAUUAAAGGGCAAUAAAUUGGGUUGGCAAUUGGUUUACAUCUUGUUUGUGGCAAUCGUGACUAAUGACUGUUUUAUGUCAGGAUUUUGGUUGAGGACAUUUGCCAGUAAGACAGAUAAGGAUUUAUGGAUUGGCUGCUCAAUUGCUGCCGUUGUUACUUUUGUCAUCACUUCAUUGGUGGGAACCACUGGAUUCUUGGCCGUUUGGUCGGGUGAUUUACAGGUGGGAGAUAGCGAUGGAUCCAAUGCAUUUUUCAUUUUGUUGUCGCAUAUGCCUCGUUGGUUAGUUGCAUUUGUGUUGAUUUUCUGUAUUAUUUUGUCAACUUGUACUUUUGAUUCAUUACAGUCGGCGUUUGUUUCAACCAUAUCCAAUGAUGUGUUUAGAAACAAGCUUCACACCAAUUGGUCGCGUCUUUUGGUGGUGAUUAUGAUUUUCCCCAUUGUUGUUUUGGCAGUUAAAGUGGCGGACAAUAUCUUGCAAAUUUACUUGAUUGCUGAUUUGGUGAGUGCUGCUGUGAUCCCCGCUGUGUUCCUCGGUUUAAGUAACACAUACUUCUGGUGGAUGAGAGGCUUUGAUGUUAUGUGUGGUGGAUUGGGUGCAUUGGUCGGGGUGUUUGUGUUUGGAACUGUUUAUUACCAUAGUGCAAAAGAAGGUGGAAAAUUGUUGUUGAUUUGGAAUGGACUUUACGAUCAAGACGAUUGGGGUCCAUUUGGUGCGUUUGUAAUUGCGCCAGUAGGCGGAAUCAUUUUUUCAUGGAUUGCUGCCGCUUUGAGAAUCGGAGCCGUGUAUGUCUACUCAAAGAUACGGGGUAAUCCAUUCACCGCCUUGGACAGACCAGAUGAAGAACCAAUUUACGUUGAUAAUCAAACCACCUACGGUAGUGAUGCUGAUGCUGAACAAACUAGUGUAGAUAAGAAAAGUGUAUAA